Messenger RNA from Sclerotinia borealis F-4128, 4524 nucleotides. NCBI's taxonomy places the organism in Eukaryota, Fungi, Ascomycota, Leotiomycetes, Helotiales, Sclerotiniaceae. The record is from the annotation of a GenBank genome assembly.
AUGCAGUCGUUCAUCGCUGCCAUGCUCAAGAUACGUCAGGCUUUCUAUGCCGCCUUUAUCAAAUCUUGUCUCAAAACGAAGUCUAUCCUAGAGAUCAUUAUUAAAUUCUGGAUCUCGUCAUCUGCCAUACGCAUCAAGGACGAAAAUGUCGACCUCGAAGAGAUAUCCCUUAAGAAGGCCAAGAAGUUUCUAGACGAAGUAGAAGAUGUGUUUAAAGGUUCCACGAAGGAGGCCUUCUUGGUGGCGUUAUCAGAUGGUCUGAGAAAAGAGUUCGCGGAGAGCUUAUUGGAAAAUCCACAGAAUAUGCUACCAUCAUACAAUCACCAACUACCCAGCGGUCGUGAAUGUGGGACAUACUUAGCCCUAGACGUUGGAGGGUCGACUUUUCGUGUGGCCUUAAUCAAACUCGCAGGGAAAGAGUUUGAAGGAAAGGAGAUUGAGAUUAUUCAAUCAGAGUCUUUCAAAAUCGCAAUUGCCGAGAGACAGCUUGUAGGGGUAGAAUUCUUCGAUUGGAUGGCAGACCGAAUCGCAGAAACUCUUGCAGGGCAAAACGAAGGACACGAGUUGUCUAAGGCACCGUUGUCCGUGGGAUUGUCCUGGUCUUUCCCCAUUGAACAAACAUCACUCAGGGGCGGUCUUCUUAUGGGAAUGGGCAAAGGCUUUUGUGCUGCUCAUGGAUUGAUUGGUAAAGAUCUGGGCGACCUCAUUGAAAAUUCUUGUUCAAAAAGAGGUCUCAACGUUCAACUAAACGCAAUUGUGAAUGACUCUUCGGCAACAUUACUCUCCAAAGCAUAUAUAGACCCUACCACUCGUUUCGCACUAAUCUUGGGAACCGGGUUAAAUGCUGCAGCUCAUCUUCCUGUCCAUAUCUUUUCAAAACCAAAAUUUGGAAUCCGACCUCCAUCUUGGCACGAGUGCGCUAAACAUGUUAUUGUCAACACCGAGCUCUCGAUGUUCGGUGGUAAAAUUCUUCCAUACACAAGAUGGGAUGAGAGUCUGAGAGCAACUCACCCAGCACCAGACUUUCAGCCAUUUGAACAUUUCGCGAGUGGCGGAUACAUAGGAGAGAUUGUGCGAUUGAUAUUGAUCGAUGGGAUUCAAAGUGCAGGAUUAUUUGGAGGAAUAGUGCCUUCAAAUCUGAAGGAGAAGUACUCGCUAGAUACUGAAACCCUCUCAUAUAUUGAAGCCGAUAAAACACCCUGCCUUACAACCGCCAUCCAAAUAUUCACCACCCGUCACCCCUCCCCUCAUCUUCCCACCAUAGCCGACCUACGUGCCCUUCGACUCAUAGCUUCUCUCGUGACUCUCCGCUCUAGCGCUCUCAUCGCUGCUGGUGUCCACUCCCUCUGGCACAUGCGCAAUACCUCGGAAUCAAUUCUUCCUGAAGAUUCGGCCCAUACAGUCGUUGCGUACAAUGGAUCUGUAUUAGAAAACUAUCCGAACUUUCGCAAUAAUACUCAGAAAUAUCUCGAUAUGUUGGUCGGAGCAAGUGGUGCGAAAUGCGGCACGGUUCAAGCCACGGAAAUGACUAUCGAUAGUCUUCUUAGAGGUCUCAAUGCUUCACAAAAAGCUGCUGUGUCAUCUCAAGCAGACACACUUGCCAUAUUGGCAGGACCAGGAAGUGGGAAAACACAUACCUUAACAUCACGAACAGCCUGGUUGUUGCAACAAGGACUUCAACCAUGGAAUAUAAUUGUGGCAACUUUCACGGUCAAGGCAGCUCGGGAGAUGAAGGAAAGGAUAGGAAAGCUAAUUGGAAACGGCCUCGAAUCGAAAUUAAUAUUGGGGACUUUUCACAGCAUUGCGCGACGAUACCUGGCACGAUACGGACAUUUGAUAGGGGUCCGAAAGGACUUUGGAAUCGCAGACUCAUCCGAUUCCCUAGCCAUCAUUAAAAGGAUUGUGAAGCGCAAGGAUUUGAAUAUAGAUCCAAAAGUCGCGCGGACUCGCAUAAGCUCUCUGAAAGCAAAGGGUCCUGCAACAGUCAGUAAAGCCUCCGAGACCAAGAAGAAAACAGUAGAUGUGCAAGAAUUUGAGAUUGUUCAUGCCGAAUACCAAGCAACCCUGGAGCGUUCAAACUUGCUCGACUAUGACGAUCUUCUUGUACGAUGUGUCGAACUUUUACGACUCCACCCUUCCUGUGUAUCCAAUAUCGAAGCCGUUUUGAUUGACGAGUUUCAAGAUACAAAUCUUGUGCAAUUUGAUCUCAUGCGAUUACUUGCUGCAUACCAAAAACGAAUAACAAUUGUCGGCGACCCCGAUCAAAGCAUUUAUGGGUUUCGAGCUGCCGAAACCAAAAACUACAAACGAAUGAUUCGACAGUAUCCGGACACUGUCACUAUACCAUUAGAGGAAAAUUACCGUUCGUCGGGUGCCAUACUUCUCACAGCACUGAAUGUGAUUGAGCAAGAUUCAUCUAGAAUUGCCAAGUCUCUUUUGCCUAUUCAUAUUAUUGGCACACGACCAGUGCUCCGCAAGCUUGCAACCGCCCAAAAAGAAGCAGACUGGAUUAUUCGGGAAAUACAAAGGUCGAUGGGUAUGACAGGGGACCUGCUGGACUUGAAUGAUUUUGCUAUUCUGCUGCGAUCUGCAUCACUCUCAAGAGUCAUCGAAAGCUCCCUAGGUAAAGCAGGUAUAGCCUAUCGCAUGUUUGGUGGUCUCCGAUUUUACGACCGUGUGGAGAUAAAAACGUUAUUAGACUACUUGAGAGUGAUCAACCUACCUGAUAACAACGAUGCUUUAGCAAGAAUUAUCAACACGCCUUCAAGACGAAUCGGCGAUGCGACGAUCAAAGCUUUGCUUGAGGAAGCAGAGCAAUCAAAAUUAACACUUUGGGCACUAAUCCUCAAUUCCGCACAAGGAAGGCGUACGACGAAAACCAAGCUUACAACAUCCGUCGAGAAAAGCCUUUCGGUCUUUGUCGAUAUCAUCUUGACGGGUAUGAAGAAGAUUGCUGAUCCCUCGAAUCGUGAAAACUCAAUCGUAAAGAUUACGGAGUUUAUUAUAGAGAAAACAUCUUACGAAAGGUGGUUGGAGUUACACCAUGGUGACCUUCAUAAGGCGCGGUGGGACAACGUGAAAGAGCUCAUCACCCAGGCUUCAGAUUUUCAGGGCCUAAUAUCUAGUGGUUACGAGGAUGAGUCGCUUCCUCAAAUCGACGGUCUGGAGCAAGAGGAUGCUUCGGAUUCCCUUUCUCGGUUUUUAGCCAACGUAGCAUUGGCUUCCGAAGUGAAGAAAGAGAAAGACCAAGGAAGUAGCACACCCCAAAUUACUAUAUCCACCAUCCAUGCUGCUAAAGGCUUAGAAUGGCCCAUAGUUUUCAUUCCUGGUGCAUAUCAAGGCUCCAUACCACAUUCCAGAGCAGAAGAUACUGACGAAGAGCGAAGAUUGUUGUACGUAGCUAUGACUCGGGCAAAGGCUCUGCUCUACAUGAGUUGUCCUCUAAAAAGUUCCCUAGGAGAAUUGACCACCACCUGUCCCUUUCUUUCUGCUCGUGGUCUCAGAGCACACUUAGACCAGAAAGGCCCUUCGCUGCGUUCAAAUACCGUUCAAUGCCUGGCUCAAAUCCUCCGGCGAUCGUUCCCGUCUAAGGGGUCAAUUACAGAGUCUUCCGCUUACCUGGAACUGACUGAGGAUACGUACUACCCACUGGACGCGGAGGACGACAAAGAGGACGAGUCGAAAUGGAACCAUGGCAAUGAUAAGCCUACUUUCACCAUGGGUCAACGACCGCCUAAACGUCGACGAGCUGAUACAAUGGAAAAGACGGAACUUGCUUCGAGCGUGACUUAUAAAAAUACGUCCGCGACAACCAUGGAAGGAGCUUCUAACUCGAUCCCAAGUAAUGGCUUUGUCAGUGCUAGUUCUCAUCUUCAGGUCUUUAGCGAGCAAUCAUCGAACCAAAUCAUUGGUGAAAUCAAGUCGACUUCAACAAUAGCCAAAACCAAAAGCUCUAAAAAUGCUCUCAAAGGUCCACCUAACGGCCAGGGCACACUGUUAGGUUUUCUUGGGAAACAAGAUCCACAGAAGGAGAUUAUGCAAGCACCCAUAGUCGAUGAAUUCCGACAAGGAAACAUUCGGGCUAUUGCGCAAUUACACAGACAUCGAAAUGCCGUUCCUGAAGGGCUGAUGCAUCUGCCAUCUCAGAAUCAAAGCGAAACUCUUCCACCUCUGCUGACCGGACAUCGUGUAGGGGGAAGUGGAACUCUUUCUCGGCCAAGUAACAAUCGAGUUCAAGGGCGGCAGCAAGAUAGCUACGUUUUCUUGUCUAGCUCUCCACCGAGACUAAAACAUCCAAGCCCUGUUAUUGAAUCCGAGCCAAAUGUUCCCCUCCCUGGCCUGACAGCAAAACCGGCAAUCAUGUCAUUGGUUCGUCCCGCGAAAACGUUGCAUACUACGAGUAUGGCAAUGGUACAAGGAUCGGGUGGUGUAAAAAAGACUCUUGGGGUCAAAAGGAGUAUGAAUGGCUGGGGUAAUCGUACAACGCAGCCUUUUGUUCCCCCGACCAGGAAAAGGGAGAACUAG